This is a messenger RNA of Gilbertella persicaria, 873 nucleotides long. Its product is annotated as mitochondrial carrier domain-containing protein. The transcript is spliced from 3 exons. Gene Ontology annotation, molecular function: ferrous iron transmembrane transporter activity. The record is from RefSeq and is a predicted model, not a curated record. Bases 1 to 873 code for a protein of 290 amino acids. Lineage: Eukaryota; Fungi; Mucoromycota; Mucoromycetes; Mucorales; Choanephoraceae. Gene Ontology annotation, biological process: iron import into the mitochondrion. Gene Ontology annotation, cellular component: mitochondrial membrane.
AUGACACAGAAUGCGAUCGCAGGAGCCAUGGCUGGUAUUGGAGAACAUUGUAUCAUGUACCCAGUCGACAGUAUACGAACACGCAUGCAAGUGCCUUCUUCAAUAACAGAUAUGGCAGCCAAUAUGUCGAGCAAAUUCCAAUUUAGAAACCAAAAAAACCUGUGGCGAGGUGUAUAUUCUGUCAUAGCAGGCGCUGGGCCUGCUCAUGCGAUUCAUUUUGCCACUUAUGAAUUUUGUAAAGAAAAGUUGAUUCUAUCCAAUCAAACAAUAUUUGGUUUACCCAAUCAGUUGAUUGCUUCUGGUUGUGCAGGAGCCAUUGCCACAUUGGCUCAUGAUGCAUUAAUGACACCGUUUGAUGUGUUAAAACAAAGGAUGCAAUUACGAGAUUCAACGUAUCGUUCAGUCAGAGAGUGUGCUCGAAAAGUAUAUGGAAAUGAAGGUAUCAAGGCAUUCUAUAUCUCUUUUCCUACUACGGUAUCCAUGUCUAUUCCAUUUCAAUCUGUUCAGUUUGCUACUUAUGAGUACUGUAGAUCAAAAUUGGAUCCAGAAGGUAGUUAUAACCCAAAAGCACACAUGCUAGCAGGAGCAAUAGCAGGAGCAAUAGCAUCUUCAGUCACAACACCCUUGGAUGUGAUAAAGACAUUACUGCAGACAAAAGGGUCAUCGAAUGACCAGCAAAUUAGAAAUACGCGAGGGUUUAAAGAAGCAGCCAUUAUAAUUUAUGAAAGAUAUGGUUUACGAGGAUUUCUUAGAGGAUAUAAACCCCGUGUACUAACAAAUAUGCCAAGUACUGCCAUUAGUUGGAGUGUGUACGAGUAUUUUAAAUGGUUUUUGGCAAGUGGUGAAAAUGACAAGUUUAUAGACCGUAUUUAG